This is a messenger RNA of Fusarium redolens, 2068 nucleotides long. RefSeq lists its product as uncharacterized. The record is from RefSeq and is a predicted model, not a curated record. Gene Ontology annotation, biological process: DNA-templated transcription; regulation of DNA-templated transcription. The coding region runs from base 56 to 2041 and encodes 661 amino acids. Gene Ontology annotation, cellular component: nucleus. The transcript has 5 exons. Lineage: Eukaryota; Fungi; Ascomycota; Sordariomycetes; Hypocreales; Nectriaceae. Gene Ontology annotation, molecular function: transcription cis-regulatory region binding; zinc ion binding; DNA-binding transcription factor activity, RNA polymerase II-specific.
AACUUUGAUGUGUUUCUGGCCAUGAACGAUCGCGAAAACGAGAUAACAAAUCAUCAUGUCGAAGCGAAACGGUAGUACAGCGACGCAAGAGUAUGAGGGGAGUGUGCCUCCGCCGAAACGAGUGGCGAUAACUUCGAAUUCGGAGCAUCCCGUUGCUCAUAUCUCGAGACAUAUCAGGGCAUGCACGACAUGUCGGAAGCACAAGAUUAAAUGCUUUAUGGACGAUGCUGGACCUCCAUGCCGAAGAUGCAAAGAGAAGAAGCUGAGCAAUUGCGCCGUUAGCAAGAACUUGCAAACCAUCAUCGAUGAAAAGACAGAGUUAUCUGAGGCCAUGCUAUCAGAUCUUGAUCAGGUAUACGCAGCAGUCAAGGAGAUGAGAAACAUAAUGGGCUUACCAGAAUUACCACCGUUACAAACAUCACGUAUGAACAAGCGAAAAGAUUCGUCAGUACCGCCACCACAAGAGCCAACCACCCAGCAACUAUUGGAAGACAACUAUGGCCCAUCGUGCGAUAACUCACCGAAACUCACGCCAGAAGACGAUAGACUGCCCCAUGCGCCUAUUCAUUCUCUCUACACUCUCACCAGGAUGAGAGCACUUCGAUCGCCUGGAAGUGGGAAUGAGAAUCCGAGUCAAGCCAUUAAUGAUUUCAUCUCUCAAGGACAAAUCUCUCUGGCCGACGCUGAGCGGCUGUUUUGUGUCUAUCGAGAUCGUUUGGACGGGUUUAUCUACUCCAUUGGAUGCCCCUACAAAACCCUCGAUCAGCUUCGUCGCAAAUCUUCUAUCCUCUGCGCGGCCACUCUUACCAUCGCAGCCCUUCACGAUCCAGCAGCAGAUAAAGUGUAUGGCAUUUGCAACUCUGAACUUCGUCGAUUGACCGAAAAGUCGAUGCUGCAACGACAAGGUGACAGAGAUUACUUCCGAGCUCUCAGUAUCGCCUCAUACUGGCUGAGCGAUCUGUCCUGGACAUUAUCAGGCCAUGCAAUCCGACGAGCUGCAGAAUGCAACAUCCACAACAGCUAUAGCCUAGCCAUCAAAGACCAAUCCGAAGAAGCCAUGGACUCUGCGCGAAUAUGGUCGAUACUCUAUAUCUGCGAUCAACAUCUCGCUAUUCUAUAUGAUAGACCGGCAAUCAUUCAGGACGACUGGCUUACGCAAGACUGGGAGGGUAUCCUGAACUGUCCUUUGGCUACGGACCAAGAUGAAAGACUCAUGAGUCAGGUUGAGCUGAUGGGUAUCUUGCGGAAUAUCCGGCGGUUAUUCGGUCCCGAUAAAGGAGAAGAGAUUCCCAGAUUGUAUCUCAGUCAGAUAGGACACUAUCAUCGGCAGCUUGAUCAGUGGAUUACCAAAUGGACUGACCGGCUCCCAGAGGGACAUCCCAACAUCGGAGCAUUUCCACGAAAAGGAGCUCUCUUUCACUUCCAUCUCGCCCAACUAUAUCUCUACUCACACGUCUUUCGUGGACAGUCCAACCAAAUACCCAGCCAUUUUCUCGACACGGCAUCCAUGGCAGUAACUUCCGCAUCGGCUAUCAUCGACAUCCUCCUCACUGAUCCUGAUCUCUCCACAAGCAUUGUCGGGAUACCAUCUUAUCUCCUUUCCAUGACAGCUUUCGCAGCCAUGUUCCUCGCCAAAGUAUCACAUAAAUAUGGGGAUAAUCUCUUCAGACGUGAUCAAGCUCUAGAUCAGAUCACACGACUAAUCAGCCAUUUCCGAUCUUUGUCUAUGGGCAAGUGGCAUUUGGCUAAUCUUAUGAUCAGAGGUUUGGAGACUGUGACAAGUCUUCUCACCUCGCAGGGAGUUCAAGACAAAGUCCAGAACGCCAUUUCAUCGAUGAUGCCCGGAAAUGAAACCAAUCAAGGUCUUGAAGAUGUUUAUAACACUAACCCUGAUAUGUUUACCGGUAUGGAUGGAACUACAAUACCUACGUGGGACACAACUUUUGGGCUGUCACCCAUCUUUGGCUUUGAUCCAUCAUUCCUUGAUGUGGAUGGGUAUAUGCAGUCAAUGGCUAUCUUUCCAAAUACCGAAGGAACAUGAGGGAGUAUCUAAAUUGAACAUGGUGGU